Messenger RNA from Tyto alba (common barn owl), 2129 nucleotides. It is a transcript of the gene RILP, whose product is annotated as Rab interacting lysosomal protein. The coding region runs from base 37 to 1044 and encodes 335 amino acids. Gene Ontology annotation, biological process: cilium assembly. The record is from RefSeq and is a predicted model, not a curated record. The transcript is spliced from 7 exons. Gene Ontology annotation, cellular component: cytoplasm; ciliary basal body. Gene Ontology annotation, molecular function: protein dimerization activity. NCBI's taxonomy places the organism in Eukaryota, Metazoa, Chordata, Aves, Strigiformes, Tytonidae.
CGUGUGCGGGGCCCCGGGCGGCGGCGGCGGCGGCCGAUGGCGGAGCCGGGGCGGGGAGCGGAGCCGCUGUGGCGGAUGCCCCCGGGCCGCCUGGCCCCGCCGCACGUUUACCGCAUGGCCGGGGCGCUGGGGGCCGAGCUGCGCCGCCUCUCCGGCCGCUUCGGGCCCGAGGCCGUGGCCGGGCUGGUGCCGCCCGUCGUGCGGCUGCUGGAGCUGCUGGAGGCGCUGGUGGCCCCGGCGGGCGCCGAGGGGGAGGCGGCGGGACCGGCGGCCGGGCGGCAGGACGUGGAGGAGCUGGAGCGGAGGCUGUGGGAGGCCGAGUGCCGGGAGCGAGCCCUGCACGGCUGCCUGGCCCGCCUGGAGGAGCAGAACCAGCAGCUCCUGGGGCAGCUUGCGGAGAGCCAGUCCCAGGAAGGUAGCACAGCGCGGAAGGAGCGGGAGGUGAUGCUGCGGCUGAAGGAGGUGGUGGACAAACAGAGGGAUGAGCUUCGUGCCCAGGCUCACGAGAUCGUCUGCAAGAGCCGAGACACUGAGGCGCUGCAGGAGCAACUGCAUCGCUUCAUGGCCAUGAACGAGGAGCUGCGUCACAAGGUGGCCGUGGUGCAGGCUCAGCUCAAGAGCACACUGGAGAGGAAGGCAGACCUGGAGGCCGCGAUGCUGCAAACCCAGAAGGAAACGAGCAGGAGGAGCAGGACCACCUCUGAAAUCCAGCAGCCGAAGACCAGCCUGGAAGGAGCGCCGUCGCCCGCAGAGGAGCCACAGCACCAGGACACGGGCGGGAGCCCCACUCACUGCUGCUUCUCCAGGGAAGAGCUGCAGCAGAUCCUGCAAGAGCGGAACGAGCUCAAGACCAACCUGUUCCUGGUGCAGGAGGAGCUGGCCUAUUACCAGCGGGAGCUGCUGAACAAAGAGAGGGUUCCCAGCUUCUUCUUGGAUGCGAUGAAGUCGACUGUCAAAAGACAGAGAAAAAAAAUCAGAGCCAAAAUGCUGGGAACAGCAGAGGAGUCGGCGAGCAGAGAUCAAAGGUUUAAUGUCUGCAGUUGAUGUCUGGCUCUGGCUUCGCCCUGGGAGCGCUGCAGGGGCUGGGCUCUUUGCUGCAACUCGCAUGUCCCUGUCACCAGUCACACACGGCCUGGCCAAAUGCCACUCGUCCCUGCGUGGAUGUGGCAAAAGGGAGGCGAGGUGGUGGCACUGUGACCACUGGGCACGGCAGGCUGGUCCCCGUGCUGUAUGGUUAGAGGCUGUGCAGUGGAGGAGCCUUUGAAGAUGACAGUAGAGGUGGUCCCCGGAGGCUCUGCAAGACGUCGGUGGGCAGUGUUGGCUCCAACAGAUGUCCCACAAUGUGGGGGGAGGACGCUGCUGGGCACCAGCCCCAGCUCUGCAUGUCUGCCAGCAGCGGGGGGGUGAAGCCUGUGCUAAAGCUGCUGUAUGGCACAAGGGGAACUGCAUCUCCUUGGUUUUUAGGGGCUUUAAUAAAGGUCUGAAGGGGCCUGAGCUCUUGUGCUACUGAAACCUGCUGCUUGCUUGCCUUGGGGUCUCUGCUGGCAGCGGGGGGUCUGGGGGUGUUGAGUCCUGCCUGCUCACCUCCCUGCCCAGCGUGUGUGCCCUGCACUUGUCUCUCACGUGUUCCCCGCUUCCCUGUGAGGCCUGGCUGCCACUCGCCUUGGUGCCAGGACGUCACCCGCCUCGGCCCCGAGCCGCAGCCUGUGGUCGCCCACAGAAGCGUGCGCUUGCCGUGUGGGGCGAGGUGCCUGCAGACUCUAAAGCAGGUUGUGGCUUCUGCAGUUGCGGCAACCGGGGACACGCUGUCCGCUGAGCAAGCACCAGGGGUUUGAAGCCGGUGUCACGAGAGCUUCGUGGCUUGAGAUCGCUAAGCUGGGGCUGGGCUUGCCAUGAAACAUGGCUGUAUCUGGGACAUGAGCAUCGCUGUGGCCUUGUGGCAGGUCACAGCCCACCGGUGCUUCAGGGGACAGUGGCCCCGGUCCAGGUGCCCCUGGCUCUGCAGCCACCUCCGCACGUGUGGCUCUGCGGGGGACGCUGCUCCGCUCAGGAUGGAGCCCUGGGGUGGCUCCGGCACUCGCUGCUGCCGUGAGCCUGUGACUCCAUGCAGGUUUUUCCCCCACUCCCUU